AUGCCGUCUUCCCGCUGGUGGCUCUAUGUCCAAGCCAUUGUCUGGCGCUUUCUAAUGCGCAUUGGCAUGUUCCUGCACGAUGUCACUCCUCCGCGACCUCCGCGGCCUGCCUUUGUUCGCACUAUUCCCACCGAUUCAGGUCAGAUCCGUCUCUGCUUCUACACGCCACCCAACUACCCCAUCACUCGCAAAGAAGGUCGUCGUCUGCCCGUCGUGGUCAAUUUCCACGGAGGAGGCUUCACGCUAGGAUGCCCCACGGAUGACAGUCGCUGGGCGCAGUGUGUGCUCGGGGAAGUCGGUGCCGUGCUGGUCAGCGUCGGAUACCGUCGUGCUCCCGAACAUCCGUUUCCCGCCGCCGUUGACGACGGCGUCCUCGCCCUGCAGUAUCUCGCUGCCCACGCCGUCGAGCUGGGCUUGGACGUCUCGCGCAUCGCCCUGUCCGGCUUCUCCGCUGGUGGUAACCUCGCCAUCACCGUACCCCUCCGCCUGCGCAGUAUCCUCAGUGAGCAGCAACAACAGCAGCAACGCGACCAGCAAGACGCCCUCGAACCUCGCAGCAGUCCGCCCAACUUGGGUCCCUACGACUCCACCCAGCAACUAGUAUCCGCCGCCUCCACCAGCGAACUCAACAUCGUCGCCCUCUUCUGCUGGUACCCAAUCCUCGACUUCGAAGAGUCGCGUGACCAUCGUCGCGCCAUGAGCCUCAUGCCCAGUAAGACCCUCCCAGCCUUCUUCACCGACCUCUUCGAUGAGUCCUACUUGCCUACGCGCGAGGAGCGGGUCUCGCCCUAUGCGUCGCCCGUGCACGCUACGGAUGAGAUCCUCGCCGAUGCCCUGCCGCACGAUAUCUUCUUCUUUAUCUGCGAAUGGGAUAUGCUUCUCAAGGAGGGCCAGGUGUUUGUGCGACGUCUGCAGAAUAUCAACAAACAUGUCCGCGCCAUGAUGAUCGAAAAGGCGCCCCAUGCGUGGGAUAAAUCGCCCAAUCCAUUCCGCGAUCAAGAUUCAGUUGAUAUUCUCUACCGCGAUGCCUGUGCUGAUAUGAAGCAUAUCUUUGGUGCGUAG
Messenger RNA from Aspergillus tubingensis, 1062 nucleotides. Its product is annotated as catalytic protein. Gene Ontology annotation, molecular function: hydrolase activity. The transcript has a single exon. Lineage: Eukaryota; Fungi; Ascomycota; Eurotiomycetes; Eurotiales; Aspergillaceae. Bases 1 to 1062 code for a protein of 353 amino acids. The record is from RefSeq and is a predicted model, not a curated record.